Messenger RNA from Hirsutella rhossiliensis, 306 nucleotides. RefSeq lists its product as uncharacterized. The record is from RefSeq and is a predicted model, not a curated record. The coding region runs from base 1 to 306 and encodes 101 amino acids. The transcript has 4 exons. Lineage: Eukaryota; Fungi; Ascomycota; Sordariomycetes; Hypocreales; Ophiocordycipitaceae.
AUGCGCUCCACGGCCACCCUGAGGAUGCUGCAGCCGACGGCUCGCAUGAUGUUCGCUCCGUCGACUCGGGCCAUGUUCCGUCCGUCGACCCGGAUGAUGCGACCGGUUCCCAAAGAAGACCAAGCCGGCCACACUAUCUCCCAACGAUUGCGCAAGCUCAAGCAGAUCCCGGCCGAAUUGAUACCCCUCGCCGUCGUCGUCGGCUUCGCUGUCUUCGCUGCCGGCUACUCGGUCGUAAGGAAAUUUGUGGUGGACAAGAACCUUCGACUGUCCAGGCAAGGAGCCGCUGGCCGAGAGGAGCAUUAA